Messenger RNA from Morchella sextelata, 1206 nucleotides. RefSeq lists its product as uncharacterized. Lineage: Eukaryota; Fungi; Ascomycota; Pezizomycetes; Pezizales; Morchellaceae. The record is from RefSeq and is a predicted model, not a curated record. The transcript is spliced from 2 exons. The coding region runs from base 1 to 1206 and encodes 401 amino acids.
AUGGCCUCUAGAGCUCUAAGCCCCCGUAAUCUUAAUCUUUCCUACUCGCUAGAGACACCUGAGAAAGACCCAGAAGUACCCGCCUUCAAAGGGAAAAGAUAUAAGCCUACAAAGAUACCCAAAAUCCCGGUCACCAGAUCUCGCUCACCACCCCCAUUGGAGAAUACACUCCCUAAAUCAACCCCCUUCUCACCUAUUAGACACUCAAAACCUCCUAGAGUGGCACAGAAUCUUCUGCCACGCCGGUUGCAACAGUCAAAAGUUAUUGAGCCCAGUACAAUUGUCAAUCUUUUCCUCACCGAGACUUUGAUGUCAGAAAUUGCAUUCAAUACCAAUUGCUAUGCUACAACGAAGGAUGCUGGACUAGAGGGACGUGGGUGGAGGCCAGUGUUUUUAGAAGAAAUGAAGACAUGGUUCGGAAUCAUUAUUUACAUGGGAGUUUGCCGUAUGCCAGCCGUGGAAGACUACUGGAAAAAUAGUGGUCUUUAUCCGUUGCAUCAUAUUAGAGAUUACAUGUCUCUUACGCGCUUCGAACAAAUCCGGAGAUAUUUCCACGUUGCACAUCCCGAGGCACCAAAGGAAACUACGUCAGGACGACGUCUUUGGCACUCAAAAGUUGACCCCCUCUUGAAUCAAUUACGGGCUGCAUCACGGAAGUACCGACGCCCACCAAUAAAGGUGUCAAUUGACGAAGCUAUGAUACAAUGCACUGGUCAUUCUAAAGACACGUACAAAAUGCCUAGUAAGCCGAUUGAUCAAGGUUAUAAGUUCCAUUGCUAUGCAGCUGCCGGUUAUGUUUAUGAUUUUUUCCCGACAUCGAACCAUUCUGGCCCUGACCCAAUACCGUCCUCUGGGUUUCCCGAGGUGGAUGAGAUAAGCGCUACUAGCCGAUUAGUUUUUCACCUCAUGCAACGCAAUUGUGAUGAGUACGGCCUGGAUCAAUCUUUUGAUGUUUUUAUGGAUAAUUUCUAUACAAAUUUACCCCUCUUUUCCGCACUCAGAAUACGCCUUGGAGUUGGAGCAUGUGGAACGGCCCGCUCCAACUCUAAAGACUUCCCUACCGAACUAUCAAUACCUAAAAAUUCGAAACUACCAUAUCACUGGAGGACAUCACUUGUUGUCAAUGGCGUUGCUGUCAUGCUUUGGAUGGAUUCAGCGCCUAUCGAAAAAAACCCGGUCCGAAAAGCACCAAUGCGGCAGGUGUAA